Messenger RNA from Nymphaea colorata (pocket water lily), 1389 nucleotides. RefSeq names its product ATP synthase delta chain, chloroplastic-like. The record is from RefSeq and is a predicted model, not a curated record. Gene Ontology annotation, molecular function: proton-transporting ATP synthase activity, rotational mechanism. NCBI's taxonomy places the organism in Eukaryota, Viridiplantae, Streptophyta, Magnoliopsida, Nymphaeales, Nymphaeaceae. Gene Ontology annotation, biological process: proton motive force-driven ATP synthesis; photosynthetic electron transport in photosystem II; photosynthetic electron transport in photosystem I. The transcript has 2 exons. Bases 18 to 1046 code for a protein of 342 amino acids. Gene Ontology annotation, cellular component: chloroplast thylakoid membrane.
AGGGAAGGGGGGAGCCCAUGGAAUCCAUAUUGGCUUUCGGAGUUCCACGUCGUCCGCAUGCUAUUGGCGUCCGGAUAGACUCCCCCUCCACCUCUCAUUGCGCGGCUGGAGGGAAGCCGGAUAAUGUUGGGUUGGUACUUCGGAUAACGAGUGUUUGUAAGAGUUUUUCGUGGUCUUUUCGCUUCAUCGCCCCUUCUCUCUAUAUAGCCCUCACCGUAAUUCGCCACAUUUUAUCCUCUCUCUCUCUCUGCUAUGUCGCUCCUGUGAGUUCUGAUCAUAUUAGUGGAGGAAAAAUCCAAUUCACUGCCAUCUCCCCUAAAGAGACCAAAUUCCAGAUGAGUAUCUUGAAUAAAUCCAUCCCUCCUCAUCCGUCACGUACUGUGGUGUCAUCCCAAACUGCCACCCAAAUUAGAAGAAAGAUGUCAGUCACUGCUAGUGGUCAUUCUUCAAGUGAGUCCUGCCGCAAAAGAACGCAGCUCGGUGCAAAACAUCCAAGACAUGGUGGUCUUUUGGAGUUCGUUGAUGAUGAUGCUGUCAAAUUAUCCGGUUUGUUCAGAGAAGAGACGCCCUGCAACUUCGUCCCCGACCAAAUUGCAGAUGUCGAUCCGGAGAAGACAUUCAGGACAGUGCCAGAUGAUGCAGUAUUUGGACCCUUUACGCUAGGCUUUAUGCGCUCAGUGAUGGAGAAUGAAUCAAUCAGCAUGAUCAAGGAUAGAACGGCAAGCCUAGACAUCUCUGGAACAGAUUCUGCAGCCAAUACCCUUGUUGUGAGUGUAUCCUCUGCUGUGAAGUUGCAGCACAAUCAGAUGGAUCAGAUUGCAAAGAAGAUGCAGAGUCUAACUGGUGCUACUCAUGUCAGUCUUAAGAACACUAUUGACACGUCUCUAAUUGCCGGUUUUGUUAUUAGCUACGAGAAGGGAGGGUCUCAUGUUAUUGAUCUCAGUGUGAAGGGUCAAUUAGAUCAGCUGGUGGCUCAUAUUGAAUCAAAUGAUCAGAGAAAUGCAAGCAAUACUGAAAGUUAUAUCUUCAUGAACAGGGGAAGCUAGUUGGCCACCCCUAGAUGCGGUUGUACCCAUAAACCUAAGUAGCCUGCAGAAUUUUGUCUUAACUACCAUGUUUCGGCAAGAGAAGCAUGCAAUUUUGUCUUGUUAUUUACCGGCAGAGUGAAUAGCAAGACUUCGGCAAUAAGGGAUCUUCUAAGAAACCCGAAAGCUAAAAAUUCCAUACAUCAUGUAUGAAUGAUGUUUUAUAUUACUGAAAGCAAGAAAAUGCUUGUCCAUUGGACAGCUUUACUGUCUAUAUACUUUUGUAGAUCUUGUAGUUAUAAUCUCAAAUGUACACUAUUGGUAUUUGAUCAGUUGAACUCUCUCUCUCUCUCUCUUUGUCUCU